Molecule: messenger RNA, 1044 nt
Organism: Lathyrus sativus (Indian pea)
Lineage: Eukaryota; Viridiplantae; Streptophyta; Magnoliopsida; Fabales; Fabaceae
Source: the annotation of a GenBank genome assembly
AUGGAUGGGAGAGAGGCUAUGGCAUUCUCUGGUGGUCCUGGUUCAUAUUACAUGCAUAGAGGAGGGGUUGAGGCCGCAGGGUCUGGCUCUGGUGGGUUCCAAGUACCUCCUGGAUUCAGAGCGUUGCCAAACAAUGGUAUCAUAGCUCAGCCAAAUGUUAGGACUCAGGGUGGUAAUGGUGACAGUAGUUCCAUGUUUUCGUUGGAGCCUCAGCCUCAUGCCGAUUUUAAUCAUGAAAUUAGUGCUGGUGCAUCUUCCGGGGCACCUUCUAGUGAGCCUGUGAAAAAGAAAAGAGGGAGACCACGGAAGUACGGACCCGAUGGAUCUGCGUCUUUGAAACUGACUCCAAUGUCUGCCCCUGCCAAUUCCACUCAAGACUCGGGUACACCUUCCGAGAAGCGUGGUAGAGGACGUCCUCGGGGAUCUGGAAGGAAGCAGCAGCUAGCUGCAUUAGGUGAUUGGAUGACCAGUUCAGCAGGGCUGGCUUUUUCGCCUCACGUUAUCACCAUUGCAGCUGGCGAGGACAUUGCAGCAAAACUAUUGUCAUUAUCACAGCAGAGACCAAGGGCUCUAUGUAUCUUGUCGGGCACUGGGAUAGCUUCUAAAGUUACUCUGCGACAGCCUGCUUCUACCAAUGCCGGUGUAACUUAUGAGGGAAAAUUCCAAAUAUUAAGCUUAUCCGGUUCUUACUUAGUAUCUGAAGAUGGUGGACCAACGAACAGAACGGGUGGCAUAAGUGUUUCUCUUUCUAGCCGUGAUGGUCAUGUUAUUGGUGGCAGUGUUGCUAUGCUUAUUGCUGGAAGCCCAAUACAGUUGGUUGUGUGCAGUUUUGUAUAUGGCGGUGGCUCGAAGGUGAAGACCAAGCAAGGAAUGAUUACCAAUGGGGAAAGUUCUGAGCCUCAUAAUGAUAACCUAGGUUCCCCAGCCAGUGCUCCACCUGGUCAAAACUACAUCUCUUCACCAACGGGUAUGUGGCCGGGAUCACAACCAUCGGACAUGAAAAGCGUACCCGCACAUACCGGCAUUGACUUGACGCGAGGGUGA